UUAAAACUGGGAUUCGCCAAUAAAUCCCUACACCGCCGUCCAUCCUUUCUUUCUUUCUCUCUCCACCGCGGCAACUAAUUUUUGGUUUUCUAAAGCAAACGCCUAAUAUAUAUGUGUGUGUGUGUAUAUAUCUGUACGAUUCAAUCCCAAGCACCCAAAUAGACUUAGUUCGUGUCAUUCUGGUGACAACCAAAGCUUACCCUCUCAAACAGCUCAUUUGCUUCUAUUCAUCACCACUGUACCAUCUUCGGCUCCCCUGUUAAUGCUUGCGAUCAAGUACCUCUACAGCACUCCUCUUCCUCCACCACGACAAUCAACACCACAUCGUCACCGCCGUCGCUGUAGACCAUGUCGUUGCCGGCCUUAAUAGACCCUCGCCGCCUGCCUGGCAAAAUCAGUAGUGCCACCAUCAUCGCCGCCGGCCCUGCAAAAUUUGUACUCUGAAUUUACUCCACGGUAUUGAUACUCUUUAAUGUUCAAACUUCGAAUCUCUCUAUAUCUCUCUCUCUUCAAUUUCUCAUCAAAUUUGUACCCUGAAAAGCUACUGCCCUUUUUUCUUUACCUCUGGGCCUUCUCUCUCUUUCUCUCUAAAGAAGCAACAACCCAGAAAAGUAAAGCAGAGGAGAGAGAGAGCCUAAAAUGCUACCAAAGGCUAACGACGUCGGUUGGAUGGGAGGAGAAGACGACGACGCAGUUUCGUGGACAAGAAACAACAAUGGAGAUACAAAGGACGACGACAUGAACGCUUCUCUCUCUACCUUCAAAUCCAUGCUCGAAAGUGACUGGUAUAUAAACAAUGCUCUCAACCCAUCUCACCAAGACAUCCACACCAUCCUAAACCACCAUGAAUUCAAGGACAUGAACAUGACCUUCUGUUCAAACCCAACUGACCACAAUCUGUUGUUACAACCAAUGGACUCGUCCUCCUCCUGUUCUCCGUCACAGGCGGCAUUUUCCCUCGACCCAUCACAGAUACAGUCGUUUUUGCCACCCAAAUCUUGUUGCUCUUCACUCUUUAAUGUUGUUUGCAACAAUCCUUUUGACAAUGGCUUCGAUUUAGGCUGUGACGCUACUUUUCUUGCAAAUCAGAGCUCAAAUUCCCCUGUUUUGAUGGGUUUCAAUAGUUUGAGUUCCCGAACUCACAUGGCCACUCCGGAGUUGAAUUCAAACUACGAGUUGAACGUUAAAGAGUAUCAAUACUCUGAAUGUAUAGAGAGAUUCAUGCGAUGGCAAGCCUGUCGGCAACAGAAUUGGGUCUCGAUCUGUUUCUAAGGUUUGUGGUUGAGUGUGUCUGAAUCUAGGGCUAGUUGAGGUGGGUGGUGGUGGUGGAGGGCAUAUAAAAUUGGGGUAUAUAAAUAAUUUUAAGUAAAAAAUAAAAAUGAAAAUGUCUCUAUAAUUUGUUGAGGGCAAAUGUGAUAGGACGAAGCAAACUUUGAGGGACGACGGUGCGCAGAAGGUAUUGCCUGUAAUUAUCCUUAAUUUUAUGGGAGGUAAGUGUAAUUAUUCUAAUUAAAAAUUAUAUAUAUAUUUAUGAGAACCGAAGUGGUUCAAAAGGACUAAAGCACAAGACUAGCCUUGGCACACGAGUCGUCCACAAAACAAUGGCAUAAGUGGAGCUAAAUUACAACCAAAUAAGGCAAGCUGUCUGUUCCUCGUUGGUCUGCUAUCCAAAGUUGAGUCCGAUUCCAAUUUCUAGAUUGACAAGAGGUUUGAUUAAUUGCUGGCCUUAGUUGAAGUAAUUUUUUCCAUUAUUGGUUCAGUUAAUGGGUUUGGACUGGGACAAG
Molecule: messenger RNA, 1784 nt
Organism: Cornus florida
Lineage: Eukaryota; Viridiplantae; Streptophyta; Magnoliopsida; Cornales; Cornaceae
Product: transcription factor ICE1-like
Exons: 1
Coding region: 640-1272 (210 amino acids)
Source: RefSeq, a predicted model, not a curated record